AUGAGCUCGACCUCUUUCUCCGCGUAUAAGCGUCCCUCAUAUAAAUCCAGACAACACCCAGGCGACAUCAAUCCCAAACGUCCUACCCUCGUCAGGGAGCCUUCAGAGAAUCUCCUUUCCUACUACGAAUCCUCCAUCCCGAACGAAAGUCCCAACUACGCGCGGUCAUCAACCCCGGAGAAAACACCUUCCCGACCUAUACAUCAUCAUACUAGAAAGAUCUCUACCACCUCCACCUCCUCCUCCGACUACUCUGACGAGUCUGAAACGACGGAUGCUCAAGAUGCAGGCUCCGAAACAUCGGCUAGCGUGACAAGACGGUCAAACACGCCAUCGAAGGGUGCAGCAGACAGGCGACGAGUGGCCAUCGUUGAAAUGGAUACUGUCCAUGAAGGAACGCAGAAGUCGCACUCGGGAGUGGCCUCCAAUCCCGGUUCACUACGUUCACGGCGCGGCCAUAAUUCCAGCCUUGCUGGUCUCGCCCUCGUCGCACCGCCAGAUGCAGCCCUCAGAACAUACACGCAACUCACGCCUCCAUCAACCGCCCCUGCUACAGGCGACUACGACGGCGACAGUCUAGUGACAGUCCAUCAAGAUAGAGGACAUCAUCGUUCUGCUUCGGAGAACACUGCUACCAAGACUGCGUCGUCUCGUGAUACGGGUACCGUGGGGACCAGUCAGGGCGCGUUAUCCUCCACCGUGGCCGAGAGGAGCAGAACAAGGGGCAAGGACAAGAAUAAUAACAAUGCACCUCCUUCUUUCGCCUUUCAAAGAACGACAGCUUCUCGAUCGCCUUCUCCUACGCGCAGUGCACUUGCCCAAGGACGUGCUUUACUCUCUCCUCCGGACAGCGUCUACCCUCCAAUGAGUACUAUCGACAUGUUUUCGCCCAUCGUUACGCCAGACAUCGGAGAAGGGAAAGAGAUUCACAUACCUGUGGCGGCACCAGUCGUGGUCGACUUGGAAAGUGCACAGUCCCAGAAAGCUCUGUCUUCUUCGAUGUCUUCUCGGUCAGAAAGUCCAGCAUUUCGUGGAGCCGGCAUGUCCUAUGGAAGUCCCGUCUCUCUCUCUUCCUCUCUCACGUCAGCAUACCUUCGCUAUCAGCCUGGUCUGCACGCGACUGCGGGACCUUUACCCCCUCCACCCAGAGCAACGUUUUCCAUCGACGUGUCAACUCCUCCUCCUCCCCGCCCUCCACGGCUCCAUUCACCUUCGCCAGCACGGAUAAGAGGUGACCUUGAUGCGGUGAAACAAGCUCUCCAGCUUCCUCCCUCCGUAUCUGCCGUUCUAGCGUCAAGAACCCCCAAGUUGGAUGAGACCAAAAAGGCGUUAGAUUCACAGCCCCCUCUAACAGAAACCAGCGACCCGGUCUCAGAGACAAGGUCUAUACAUCGCAGAGAAGGUGCCAUGCUCUCAGCUUCUGUCGAUACCGCGUCCAUUGGCUCAGGGUCUUCGGCCCCUCGCGCGUCUUCUCCCAUGCCGUCCACCUCAAGAUCGUCGGAAGACUCUACACCCUCCAAAGAUCACGUCUCAGUCGAACAACAGUCGUCGACGUCAGAUGAUGCAUCUCCUUCGGUGACUGUGGUCGAACCUCCACCACGCUCACAGAACGACUCACCAGAGAAGUUCGACCAUAGCAAGUUUGACCAGUGGUUGGCGGACAAUCCUCAGCUGACUCAGCCAUUGGAGGGCAAGCGAAGUCUUUCGUUCGAGGAACCAGCUCGCGGCUCUUUGGAACGUCCUCUAUCACCUCUAUCAUAUGAAAGUACAAGUGAGGCGCCGAGCCCGCCUCCCAAGAGUCUGCGGAAUAGUCUGACGAGCAAUUUCAAGCGAUUCUCCGCACUGCCGAAAGCUUCUUCAAUAUCCUCGAGAUCAGCACGAUGCUCGUCAGGAGGAACGCGGUAUUCCUCACGUACACCUUCUCCUGUUCGCCAUAAAUCACCUCAACGCACACCAUUUCAGAAGAUCAAGUCCACGGACCCUGCUGCUCUCUUUUGCCAUGAAGUUAACACGCAGACCACAACACUGCAACGAUGUGCCAUAUAUGCGUCAAAGAUUAACGAACUUUAUCUUUAUGACUGCGGUCUUACGGAAUGGUUAGCUGAGACAAAAUAUCGAACUCAAAAUAACACUCAAGCGCCGCGAGCACCGUCAUCAACGCAUUUCAGCCCUCAACCGCGACACACAUCACGAUCGUCAAUGAUAUCUGAAGCAACAUUUCCCAGACGACCGGACGCGUCAACCGCAACAGACCUCUCCCAAGGAGCGUAUAGAGAUAUCACACCCCCUAGCGCACCUCCUCCCCUUCCAUACCCAUCCUUAGCACUGAAUCCCCCGCGAAGCAACCCUACGCGUUCGAAUUCGAGUGUGGGGAGUGGUACUCCGCCUUCCUCUAUCCGUUCGUUGGCACCAUCCUUGUCGACAAGUAGCAAAGGCACGGGUUUCUUUGCAUCCCUCGGGCGGAAGGCCAGUCUCUCCAAGAGGGAUCGGCUUCCUCCAAUAUCAUCGCCCAGCGGAUUAUCUCCUGGCAAACACACAUCUAAGAACAGCCCUUCGACGAUGACCAUAUCGAGGCCGAUCAAUAUUACCUCCCCUCCUACUGUGCCCGGGGGGCCACGCGCACCUCCUCGUAGGGUUCAGCGCUCCCAAACUUUCAUGACGUCGUUCUCGCCUCCGUCGUCGGUGGCUCGCGACCGUGAUGACACACUGGGUCGGCGUCCUUCCAUGUUUAAUCUUACAUUGGAUAGCGUCAUUGACAUCCAACCAGAUCCGGAAUUCGUCAAACAAGUUGACAAACUUGCGGCACUGCUGCCACAUGCGGACCGAGAGGUGCUUGCAGGAUAUCUGCGACGUGCUGGUCAAGAUAUGCUUGCCAUCGGCCAAUAUUUGGAAGAUGAGAAGAAUGGCACACUUUGGUCUUAA
Molecule: messenger RNA, 2922 nt
Organism: Cyclocybe aegerita
Lineage: Eukaryota; Fungi; Basidiomycota; Agaricomycetes; Agaricales; Hemipholiotaceae
Source: the annotation of a GenBank genome assembly